Messenger RNA from Malania oleifera, 2375 nucleotides. RefSeq lists its product as uncharacterized. Gene Ontology annotation, molecular function: RNA binding; pseudouridine synthase activity. The record is from RefSeq and is a predicted model, not a curated record. Lineage: Eukaryota; Viridiplantae; Streptophyta; Magnoliopsida; Santalales; Ximeniaceae. Gene Ontology annotation, biological process: tRNA pseudouridine synthesis. The transcript is spliced from 15 exons. The coding region runs from base 197 to 1840 and encodes 547 amino acids.
GAUGAGCUCGUGAAAAUGGAUCAAGCGGUUCUGAUCAUGGAAUAGUGCAUGCGAGGACGCGAAUUCCCAUGUUCUACGGAAACACCAUGUAUUUUCUUACACCAGCACUCGUCUGUACUCUGAAACAUAGAAACACACUAGUGCUGCAAAGUGUCCGAACUGCCGCCGUCGGGGGUCGCCACAGCUGGGGUUCCAGAUGCCGAGCGAGGCCGUAGCUGCGCAAUUUAGCGGCAGUGCCGAGAAGAAGGCGCAUGCUUUCUCCGCCGCCCGCAACGAGGAGGCGCAGGUUCUCCGUGACGUCGUCCGCUCGUUGCCGUCGCACGCAGUGACAGACUUGUUGUCUGUUGGGGUAUGCAUCCGGUGUAUCCUCCGACUAUUUGGGUUUCGAGGACAUAUUUUUUCUUGUUCCUUUCUUUCAACAUCAGUCUUGUGUUCAGUUAUUGGAGAAUUAACAAGUUUGGACAGAAAUGUGGUGGAUGGUUGUCUCAAAGCAAGUGGAGAUUCAACCAGUCCACACACUUCUCAUGAUUCAGAGAGCAACCCAGUGUACUGCAUCAUUUGUUUUGGUAUCCUACAGUUCACCUAUCGUGAUGACAGUGAAAUGUUGAUGUACAAGGAUUGUGCUAAUGGAUUAGCUGCAUCAAUUGCUGACCUGGUAAAGCAAGAGGGUCAUCAGAUUGACAACUUUUCUCUUGAAGUCUCAGUACCGCCAAUUGUGGUGGAAAAUGAAAAUGCAGUUUGGUUUUAUAUGGAAAAGAAGUAUGGGUCUGAACUUUGGUUCCAAGAGAAGUUUCUUUCUGAACGGAUUUCUGCAAAAGAUGCCUUGAAAUUAUCUAUAACAAAUGCCCUUGAAAAGCUGUUGGAUGUUAAAUCUGGCUUGGGCUCUUUGCGCAUCCGUUUGACAUACACCCACACUAAAGCAUCAAUGAAGGUCCAGAAUUUUUCAGAGGCUGUACUGGGUUGCAAGAAAAAGAAAACAGAGUGUUCUGAUUUUUCAGGCAGUGAAAUAGAUUCAAGAUCACGGGAUCAUGAAUUGACUAAACACCCCCAUUUCCUGCCAGAGAAGGUCUGCCAAGCUUGCUGUUUGACAUAUCUUUGCUACCGGACUCCUACCUACAUAGGGGGGAGAUACGUGAAGUACUCAAGAAAUGUGAGUCAGACACGUUGGGUCAUUGAAGAUGAAAGAAUGGGUGAAGCAUCUGUUGAAGAGAUAAUUGGGAGCAAUAUUCUUCCUAUGUGUCGUGGUGAUAAUUACAAGUUUCAUGCUGCUGGUAGAGAAGAUAUUGAUGUUAGAAUGCUGGGCCCUGGUCGACCAUUCCUACUAGAGAUACAAAACGCACGAGACAUCCCAUCUGAGGUGUUCAUAAAAGAUAUGGAAAGGAAAAUAAACAAUUUGGAGAAUAAAUUAGUUAAGGUAAAACAUCUGAGGGUCAUGGGCAGCGAAGGUUGGAGCCUGAUGCAUGAAGGAGAAGCAGAGAAGCAGAAGCAAUAUGCUGCAGUAGUGUGGAUUUCUCGCCCGCUUAAGGAUGAAGAUUUGCGGACUAUAUCCUCAUUGAAGGACAUGGGAAUUUUGCAGAGAACCCCCAUAAGGGUGCUACACCGUCGAAGUCCGUUAGAACGUCAAAAGAUCAUACAUUGGAUGAAAAUUGAGAGGAUUGCUGGAAGUUCUCAAUAUUUUCUCUUGCAUCUAUGCACUCAGGCUGGAACUUAUAUCAAGGAAUUUGUUCAUGGGGAUCUUGGGCGCACUCAUCCCAACAUUGGUUCAAUUCUAGGAUGCAGAGCAGAGAUACUACAACUUGACGUUACGGAUGUGAAAAUGGAUAGUUUUCCAGCUAAAUGAUGCUACCAUGUGCUAAAUGUGAUCUUGAGUUCUGUUUGGUAUGAGGUUCUACAACUUCAUGCAUUGCUUGUAAUGCUAGCUUCUGAACAGAUGCAUUGGUAUUUGCUUAGCUUCCUGCACUUGAUCAACAGAGGACACCCCCCACCUUCCAGGUUCCAACCCUUUCUCCUUCCCAUGGGGUUUUGUGGAGGUUGCAGAGGGGGAGGGUGACCUUCAUGUUUCAUUUUGUUUGGAGAAAAGAGAAUGUUUGGAGAAAAGAGUAGGGUGGUCCCAAAAGCAUAUGGCAAGAAUAUCUUCAUGAUAAGUGACAAUAGUGAUUUUUGACUGGCUUUUGUUAGGCUACUUUCUUUUUCUUUUUUUCUUUUUUUUUAAUUUAAAUCGCAUACUCGCCCACCCAGUCUGUAUAUUUGUGAAUCGCAAGAAAAAUACUGAUAUUAUUUUUUUGAUAUAAUUGUAUUUUUGUAAGAUGUUUUUUCAGCGAGCUAGUCACUGCCCAGUGACCUCCAACUGGUAAUUAUGAUUGAUCUUUUUCAUA